This is a messenger RNA of Oryza sativa Japonica Group (Japanese rice), 1486 nucleotides long. Its product is annotated as chloroplast stem-loop binding protein of 41 kDa a, chloroplastic. The record is from RefSeq and is a predicted model, not a curated record. NCBI's taxonomy places the organism in Eukaryota, Viridiplantae, Streptophyta, Magnoliopsida, Poales, Poaceae. Gene Ontology annotation, molecular function: UDP-glucose 4-epimerase activity. Gene Ontology annotation, biological process: beta-D-galactose catabolic process via UDP-galactose, Leloir pathway. Gene Ontology annotation, cellular component: cytosol.
GCUCCCCUCCCUAUCCUGCGUCCCAGUGCCCACCACUCAUCACCUCCCCCCUCUCAUCCUCUCCUCCUCCUCCAAUGGCCUUCUCCUCCACCGCCGCCGCCGCCUCCACCGCCUUCGUCUCUGGGCACCGCCGACGCGGCGGCGCGUGCCACCUGCUGUCCUCCUCUUUCCUCAUCGCGUUCCCGCGCGCCGUCGCGGCGAGGAGGUGCGGCGAGGCGGCCGCGGCGCCGAGGAGGGUGGGCGCGGUGACCGUGCGCGCGCAGGCGGCGGCGGGGGCGGGGAAGAAGAGCGUGCUGAUCGUGAACACGAAUGGCGGCGGGCACGCCGUGAUCGGGUUCUACCUCGCCAAGGACCUGCUCGCCGCGGGCCACGCCGUCACCGUGCUCACCGUCGGCGACGAGGGCUCCGACAAGAUGAAGAAGCCGCCCUUCUCCCGCUUCUCGGAGCUGACGAGUGCCGGGGCGACGACGGUGUGGGGCGACCCGGCGGACGUCGGCGCGGCGGUCGGCGGCGGCGCCUCGUUCGACGUCGUCCUCGACAACAACGGCAAGGACCUCGACGCCGUCAAGCCGGUGGUGGACUGGGCGAAGGCGGCCGGCGUGGCGCAAUUCCUCUUCGUCAGCAGCGCCGGCAUCUACACGCCCAGCGACGAGCCGCCGCACGUCGAGGGGGACGCGGUGAAGGAGAGCGCGGGGCAUGUGGGCGUGGAGAAGUACAUCGCGGAGCAGUUCGGCAGCUGGGCGUCGUUCCGGCCGCAGUACAUGAUCGGCUCCGGCAACAACAAGGACUGCGAGGAGUGGUUCUUCGACAGGAUUGUGAGGGGGAGGCCGGUGCCGAUCCCGGGGUCGGGGAUGCAGGUGACGAACAUAUCGCACGUGCGCGACCUGGCGAGCAUGGUGGCGCUCGCCGUGGAGAGCCCCGGCGCGGCGGCGGGGAGGAUCUUCAACUGCGUCUCCGACCGCGCCGUCACCUUCAACGGCCUCGUCAAGAUGUGCGCCGCCGCCGCCGGCGCCCAGCCGGAGAUCCUCCACUACGACCCCGCCGCCGUCGGCGUCGACGCCAAGAAGGCCUUCCCCUUCCGCAACAUGCACUUCUACGCGGAGCCGAGGGCGGCGAAGGAGGUGCUUGGAUGGAGGAGCUCGACGAACCUGCCGGAGGACCUCAAGGAGAGGUUCGCGGAGUACGCCAGCAGCGGCAGAGGGCAGAAGGAGAUGAGCUUCGACCUCGACGACAAGAUCAUCGCCGCCGCCUAACAACACCCAUCUCAUCUCACCUCGUCAUGGUCAAAUACAAAUACAAAGUGCUCGGGGAUCUCUUCUUCUCGUGAUUUAUUUUCUUCUCCCUCUGUUUCUUUGGUUCCUCUUCUCAUACCGGAAGCAUAGAGAAAUGCAAAACUGAACAAUUAUAUAUGUAAAUGCUAGGAAAAUGCUGUUACAAAUAAGUGAAUAAGAUGAGUUUUCGCUUUUCGUUUUUCAUUUUUCCAUCA